UGGUCGUGACUGUAGGCGCGCCUUUUUUUUCGUUACUCUGUUGUAAUAAUAAUAAUAAUUCAGCUGCCGAGGGAAAAAUUUACGAGAGAAUAAUAGCAAUUAAAAAAGUGCUUUGUGUGUUGUUUUUGUUUGAGAGAAGAAAAAGACUCUCUCUUGUUCCUCUCUUUGGCUCCGUGUUUGUACAACGACGGUCAUCAUGGCACGGCCGCAUCGAGAGUGCGAUUAAAUAAAUAAAAAAAAGUAGAAAAAUAGUGUUGUAUAUACCAGUGCUACAUCCAGUACGCAGAAAGAAGAGAGAAAGGAGAGGAGAAAAAGUGUUAGGAAAAAAAAUAUAUCGAUGUUGUGCAGUUGACGAGUGCGAGAAAAGAGAUCAUGGCGUACAAGUACCGCGAGGAGAUGGUGGGCAAGAGGUUCCUCUCGGUGAGCGGCUUCUCGAAGCUCAAGCUCAACCGAAUUGCCGAGUGGGGUUGGCGUGCUGGAGUCAUACGCGCUGCCAGCCACAGGGAUAAUCUUUGCCCAGACCUCCAAGUGCUGGUGGAGUACGACGACGUGGACUGGCAGCGACGCGAGUGGCUGUCGCCGCACCGAGACACGGUGUUCUCGUUCUUCCUGGUGGAGAAGGGCCUGAACUGGUCGGAGCGGGCCGACCCGAAGCACGCGAGCCUGCUGGCCGUCGAGCAGCACGGCGGCGCCAACAACAACCACCCGCACCCGCUGCGCGUCAACGGCAAGCCGUCGCGCGGCGGCCAGAGCGGCGCCGCCGGCUCCGCCGUGCCUUGGCCCGCGAUCGCCUUCUUCCCGCUGGUGGCGCGCGCCGAGCUCCCCGACGACUCCACGCCCGUCGAGUUCAUGCAGGACCGCAAGCUCGAGUUCAUCGACUACGCCAGCCUCAAGCCCUUCACUACCGAUUGGGAGCUGAGCAAAGGCUCGUCGGCGUGGGCGUCGUCCGUGCGGCAGUGGGCCGAGAUGCAGGACGGCCAAAGUAUCCUGCUCACCACGCCGAGCGUGCUGGUGGGCUUUCGAGUGGAGGUCUACCGUGCCGAGGGCACGACACAGUGGUACACGGCGGUCAUCGUCGGCUACAACGAGGCUACCAAGGAUCUGACGGUGACGGACGACACGGUCCUCGAGGAUCACAACGAGGAUCCGUGCCUGGUGCAAAUGAGGCUCAUCGGCGACGGAGUGGUCGACAGUAUCAUGAGGGGCGAAAACGUCGGCAUGACACCAAGGAGGUCGAGAUCCUCGACGGCCCUCAGCCACGCUUUGGUCAUGCCGCGCAACGGUCGCAAAUCGCGGGGACGACCAGGCAGCGCAGCGCAACUCCAGACGACAUUGAGGUCGCACAGCCUGCUUCCACAGCAGCAACAACAGCCACAGCAGCAGCAACAGCAGCAGCAGCUCGAGAAAGGUAACGCAACACUAACCCACACGCGCGUGCCGAUGUGUGUUAACGCGCCGGUCGGAAAAGGUCGACGAUGCGAGCUGCACAGUCGCGGGCGCCGAGUGGGAGAAGAAGUGUCAGAGA
Phymastichus coffea is the source of this 1525-nucleotide messenger RNA. RefSeq names its product probable JmjC domain-containing histone demethylation protein 2C. The transcript is spliced from 7 exons. NCBI's taxonomy places the organism in Eukaryota, Metazoa, Arthropoda, Insecta, Hymenoptera, Eulophidae. The record is from RefSeq and is a predicted model, not a curated record. The annotation marks the transcript as partial.